Messenger RNA from Diplodia corticola, 327 nucleotides. RefSeq lists its product as uncharacterized. The transcript has 2 exons. The record is from RefSeq and is a predicted model, not a curated record. NCBI's taxonomy places the organism in Eukaryota, Fungi, Ascomycota, Dothideomycetes, Botryosphaeriales, Botryosphaeriaceae. Gene Ontology annotation, cellular component: mitochondrial outer membrane. The coding region runs from base 1 to 327 and encodes 108 amino acids. Gene Ontology annotation, biological process: protein insertion into mitochondrial outer membrane; mitochondrial outer membrane translocase complex assembly.
AUGUCCAUCACCGACUCCACCUCCUUCGUCGUCCCACCCUCCAACUCGUCCGACGACGACGUUGACUCGCUCCCUUCCGAGGCCACCACCGAGAGCCUUGACUAUGAUGAGAACGAGGCCGAGCGCGAGUGGCGCGAGAGCUUGCAGCAGCUUGAGCUCCUCCUGACCAUGGUUGUUGUGCCCUACUUGGGCAAGUACUUUGGCCGCAAGUGCGCAUACUGGGGGUGGGCCAAGUUCAUGGAGUGGAAGUACCCAGUUGAAGUCCAAGUCACCAGCUCUACCGCAUUCAAGGCCGCCGGAGCCGUCCAGGCCGCUGCAUCCCUAUAG